AUGCCCAAGUUCGCUGGAGCUCAUCCAGAGCUACCGCGCGCCUCGUGCCGAACCCGAUCGUGGCAUGGGAUGAUUGAAGCUGGGCCUGUGAUCGCCAUGAAUCUGGCAUUCGCGAAAGAAGCCUCACUUGAUUCACAGGCAGGGUAUCUGAACGAUCCAGAGGCAACUGCACUUACGAUCGACAAGGAGGGCUGGCUUCACACCGGAGAUGUUGGAUACAUCAAUGAGGUUUUCCUGGUGGAUCGUGUCAAGGAGAUCAUCAAAUAA
Selaginella moellendorffii is the source of this 267-nucleotide messenger RNA. Its product is annotated as 4-coumarate--CoA ligase 1-like. The record is from RefSeq and is a predicted model, not a curated record. The coding region runs from base 1 to 267 and encodes 88 amino acids. Gene Ontology annotation, molecular function: CoA-ligase activity. Lineage: Eukaryota; Viridiplantae; Streptophyta; Lycopodiopsida; Selaginellales; Selaginellaceae. The transcript is spliced from 2 exons.